Messenger RNA from Thyridium curvatum, 804 nucleotides. RefSeq lists its product as uncharacterized. The transcript has 2 exons. The record is from RefSeq and is a predicted model, not a curated record. NCBI's taxonomy places the organism in Eukaryota, Fungi, Ascomycota, Sordariomycetes, Thyridiales, Thyridiaceae. Bases 1 to 804 code for a protein of 267 amino acids.
AUGCUGGUCUCAAUCAUCACGCUGGCUACUGGGCUCUACGGUUUGGCAAGAGGAACAAGUCUCCGCAUUGCAAGUGACUCCCAGCCUGCUUACCAUUUCGACCCGCGGACAGUCAAGCCCUGCUCUUGGUGGUUUGACUACGAUGCCGAACGAGCCCUUCCAUGUGAUUUGAUCACCGUGGCUUUUGGCAUAACGGUUGAGCAAUUUGUGAAAUGGAACCCAUCGCUAGCAGCCUCGGGAUCCUCCUGCACCGGCCUGGAACUUGAGCAGUCAUACUGCGUCGAGGGCGGAAACGCCGGUUCGGCCACGCCGGCCCCAACACCCACCAGCACCAAGGCAACAUCCACGACAACGACAACGACGACCAAGCCCGGCAACGGCAUCCCCACGCCGACGCCGACGCAGCCAAACAUGGUCGCCGACUGCGACCAGUUUCACCUGGUCAAGAAAGGCGAGACCUGCGACGCCAUCGCCGGCAUGUGGCGCACGACGGCGGUCGAGAUCGUCAAACUGAACCCGUCGGUCGGCACCACCUGCUCGGGGAUGUGGGCCGACACGUACAUCUGCCUGUCGCGCAUCGGCGAGCCGGACAAGACGCGGAGCACCGUCGAAACGCCGCAGCCGAUCCAGCCUGGCAUGGUCACCAACUGCAAGAAAUUCGUGCUGGUCAAGAGCGGCCAGACGUGCGAGCAGGUGGCCAAGGCAAACGGGAUUACCUUGGAGCAGUUCACUCAGUGGAACACCGGGGUGGGCCAAGGCUGCAACUCGCUUUGGGCUAACACGUAUGCUUGUGUGGGCGUAUGA